AAAGGCAAAUUUGCAGAGCAAACAAAUGAGAGAAAAAAAACACGCAGAGGGAGCGAGCGUACAGAGGAAAGAGAGAGUGAAGAAGGAAAGAUCUGAGUUUAAAGGAAGAAGGAGCGAGUCAGAGCCCCCGAGUUAGGUCACAUCGGCCACCCCGUAUCGUCCAUGACUCGGUAUUGCUGCUGUCGGUGUUAAUUUCACCCCAGGGCGAGCGCCAGCCUAAUCAGUCUGUCUUUCUUUCUUUGCAACACCAAAAUUAUAGAGAGAGAGAACAGAUCCUAACUCCGUCGGCGGCUCCGCUGCUUCGCGCUCUAUCUUCCAGUCCUCGCCCCAUCACUCGUCCUUGUCAAAGCAUCCAAGUGGCAGCAGCUGAUCGGCGGAUUUACGCUUUGAUGGUGGUUUGACCAGAGCAUCGAUGGGGAUACAGGGGUUUCCACGUUGGUUGUAGCAGAAGACUACUGAUUCAGAUAAACCCUAAUUUUCCAAAAAGGUGUACAUUGUGGGGCGAGGUAAAGAAUUCAUGGACCAGAAUUUGUAGGAUAGAGAUAGAGGAAACUUGAAGGACCGAGUUAUUAUGAUGGAAGACUUCUCCAAGUAUUCUCACAGCCCUGCUCACUUGGCAGUCGCACGCCGUGAUUAUGCUGGCCUUCGAAGCAUUAUCUCUAACCUCCCUCGCCUUGCCAAGGCUGGAGAAGUUACUAAUGAAGAACAGUCAGUUGCUGCUGAACGAGAAGCUGAUGCUCUGUCGGCUAUCAUUGAUCGCCGGGAUGUCCCUGGUCGCGAGACUCCUCUACAUCUCGCUGUUAAAUUGAGGGACCAAAUCUCUGCAGAGAUCCUAAUGGCAGCAGGAGCAGAUUGGAGUCUGCAGAAUGAGAAUGGCUGGAGUGCCCUUCAAGAAGCAGUGUGCACAAGGGAGGAAGCAAUUGCUAUGACAAUUGCCCGUCACUAUCAGCCGCUCGCCUGGGCAAAGUGGUGCCGUAGGCUCCCUCGUAUUGUCGCUUCGGCAGCUCGUAUUCGUGAUUUCUAUAUGGAGAUUACGUUUCAUUUCGAGAGUUCUGUCAUUCCCUUUAUUGGCCGUAUUGCUCCGUCAGAUACUUAUCGUAUUUGGAAACGCGGAGCUAAUCUUCGUGCCGACAUGACACUUGCUGGUUUUGAUGGGUUCCGGAUUCAAAGAUCGGACCAGACGUUUCUUUUCUUGGGAGAGGGUUAUUCUGCAGAGGAUGGUGGUGGAAUGUCUUUACUACCAGGUUCACUGAUUGUUCUUGCACAUAAGGAGAAAGAGAUUACUAACGCAUUGGAAGGAGCAGGUGCGCAACCAACUGAAGCAGAAGUUGCACAUGAAGUUGCUCUCAUGUCGGAAACCAAUAUGUAUAGGCCGGGGAUUGAUGUGACACAGGCCGAGCUAGUUCCUCAUUUGAAUUGGAGACGGCAGGAAAGAACCGAGAUGGUUGGGAACUGGAAGGCCAAGGUUUAUGAUAUGCUUAAUGUGAUGGUAAGUGUGAAGUCGAGGCGAGUUCCUGGUGCCAUGACUGACGAGGAACUUUUCUCUGUAGACGAUGAAGAAAGAUUAGCAAAUGGAAGGGAUCAGGAUGAUUUUGAUGAUGUAUUGACACCUGAAGAGAGAAAACAGUUAGACUCUGCACUUCGUAUGGGAAAUUCUGAUGGUUUAGGAGAGGAGGAAGAAGCUGGGGGUGUUGUUGAGUACCAAGAAAAUGGUUCCGCAGGGCCAUGUCAAAACGGUGAAUCGAAUGCUACGACUAAGGAUAAAAAGAGUUGGUUUGGUUGGAAAAAUAAAGGUGGAAAACACAACAAUGAUGACUCUGAAGAUCCAAAAAUGGGGAAGAAGUAUUCGAAGUUUAGACCGGAAGGUGGCAAUCAGAAAUAUGGUGAUCACCAAAAUUCAUCAUCUGAAUCUGGUCGGGAUGAUGGUACAGGAGAUGCGAGGAAGGGAAAGGAUAAAAGUGGCAAGAAGAAAAUAAAGAAAGGACCGGGUAGUGAGUCUAAGAAUGAAAGCGAGUAUAAAAAGGGUUUGCGUCCUGUAUUGUGGCUGACACCUGAUUUCCCCUUGCAAACGGAUGAGCUCCUGCCUUUGCUUGACAUAUUAGCCAACAAGGUUAAAGCUAUUAGGAGACUCAGGGAGCUUUUGACUACUAAACUUCCUUCUGGAACAUUUCCUGUCAAGGUAGCCAUACCUAUUGUUCCAACUAUAAGGGUGAUUGUCACAUUCACAAAGUUUGAGGAGCUUCGGCCAGUGGAGGAGUUCUCAACGCCUCUCUCCAGCCCAACACAUUUCCAGGAUUCAAAAUCCAGGGAAUUCUCAUCGGAUAGCGGGUCGACAACUACAUCAUGGAUAUCUUCGUGGAUGAAAGGUGGGAGUCGAGGAGGGCAAUCGAGUGAUAGUGACAGCCAUCGGUUCAAAGAUGAGUUUGACCCCUUCCAUAUACCAUCAGACUAUAAGUGGGUUGAUGCCAACGAGAAGAAGCGGCGGAUGAAAGCUAGGAAAGCCAAGACCAAGAAACAUCAUAGGAAGCAACACCAGCAGGCAGCAAGACCCGGCGUUGGAGGAGGGGAUAGUGGCGGGGCACAUAAUCACAGUGAACAUGCUGAAGACUAAUGACAAAGAGAAGCAUUCAUCUGAGUGUUCGGCCUCUUCAGAGUGCAUGCAGAAAAGGGAGGAGGCAAGGCCCUUCUUUACUGAGAGGCAUGGCAUAAUCUCCGACGGGUUUGAUCAUUGCGUCUUCUUGUGAAUCGUCAGGAGAUUGAUUUAUGAAUAUAUUGGUUGGUUAGGUUGAGUUUUACUCUUUUGAUGGGUUGAUUAUGAAGCUCCCCAUAUGCUGUAUGUGUUAUGUGAAAAUUUGCAGAGGGUGUCGGAGGGGAUCCUGAUCCUCUUGUUCGUCCUGUCUUUAUCUCUCUCUCUCUCUCUCUCUCUCUCUGCCCCACUGUCUCAGCCUAAUAGUUUGUUCUUUGGUUGGUUUCCUUCAUCAUUUGUUUGUGGAUUAACCCAAUUGUACCCAAGUUCUUUGUUAUCGAGUUAACAAGCAGAUUUUCUGGUUGGGCAUUUUUAACCCCGCCUCCCGUCCUGUCUCCGACUCCGAUGCUUGCUUUUUGG
Molecule: messenger RNA, 3106 nt
Organism: Linum tenue
Lineage: Eukaryota; Viridiplantae; Streptophyta; Magnoliopsida; Malpighiales; Linaceae
Source: the annotation of a GenBank genome assembly